This is a messenger RNA of Chionomys nivalis (European snow vole), 1529 nucleotides long. Its product is annotated as E3 ubiquitin-protein ligase HERC2-like. Gene Ontology annotation, biological process: protein ubiquitination. Gene Ontology annotation, cellular component: cytoplasm. The record is from RefSeq and is a predicted model, not a curated record. Gene Ontology annotation, molecular function: ubiquitin-protein transferase activity; metal ion binding. NCBI's taxonomy places the organism in Eukaryota, Metazoa, Chordata, Mammalia, Rodentia, Cricetidae. The transcript is spliced from 9 exons.
CGCAUUCACAAGAGAUGGACUCUGUGGUCUGUGGAAUGAAAUGGUUAAAGAUGGAGAAAUUGUGUACACUGGGACAGAGUUAACCCAGGAUCAAGAACUCCCUUCUAGGAAGGAUGAUGGUGCUGAUACUCAGAAUGGAACCAAGAAAGAAGAUCUUACUGACAAAGAGAAGAAGGAGGAGGAAGAGAUGCCUGCACCCGUGUAUAAAGUCAAAUCAAUCCUGGAGAGUUGGGUGUGGGGCAAGCAACCAGGUCCUACUUGUGACAGUGUUGAGGAGGACAUGAGUGCUUCUGCCCGGGGAGCCUCUGCUUCAGUGUUGGAGGAAACAAGGAAGGAAACCGCUCCUGUUCAGCUCCCUGUUUCAGGGCCAGAACUGGCUGCUAUGAUGAAGAUUUGAACCAGGGUCAUGAGAGGCGUGGACUGGAAGUGGGGUGACCAGGAUGGGCCUCCGCCAGGCUUAGGCCGUGUAAUUGGUGAGCUGGGAGAGGAUGGCUGGAUCAGGGUCCAGUGGGACACGGGCAGCACUAACUCAUACAGGAUGGGUAAAGAAGGAAAGUAUGACCUCAAGCUGGUGGAGUUGCCAGUGUCAUCACAGCCCUCUGCAGAGGAUUCAGACACAGAAGAUGACUCAGCUCCUCCAGACAGACUGGUGUGCAGGGAGCAGCACCGGAGCUGGUGUACACUGGGCUUCGUCCGGAGCAUCGCACUCACCCCGCAGGCCUGCGGGGCCCUCAGCUCCCCAAGGUGGAUCACGCUGCUCAUGAAGAUUGUGGAGGGGCAUGCGCCCUUCACUGCCGCCUCCCUGCAGAGGCAGAUCUUAGCUGUCCAUUUACUACAAGCAGUUCUUCCGUCAUGGGACAAGACGGAAAGGGCACGGGACAUGAAGUGUCUGGUGGAAAAGCUGUUUGGCUUCCUGGGCAGCUUGCUCACUACUUGUUCUUCUGAUGUCCCAUUCCUUAGAGAAUCCACAUUGAGGAAGCGGAGGGCGCGGCCGCAGGCUUCCUUGACUGCCACUCACAGCAGCACUCUGGCUGAGGAGGUGGUGGGGCUGCUCCGCACUCUGCACUCGCUCACCCAGUGGAACGGCCUCAUCAACAAAUACAUUAACUCCCAGCUCUGCUCCGUCACACACAGCUGCUCUGGGAAGACUCCAGAAAGGGCCCUGCUGGAGGACUACUUCCCAGACUCUGAGAACCUGGAAGUGGGGGGCCUCAGGGCAGUGCUGGCUGUGAUUGGAGGGAUCGAUGGCCGACUGCGCCUGGGAAGCCAGGUCAUGCAUGAUGAGUUUGGAGAGGGCACAGUGACUCGCAUCACCCCGAAGGGCAGAAUCACUGUGCAGUUCUGUGACAUGCGCAUGUGCCGAGUUUGCCCGUUGAAUCAGCUCAAACCGACAGGGUUUCUUCAUCAGCAACUCUUUGAAGGAUUUUGUGCCCUUUCUUCAGCUCCCUGCUGUGGCCUUUAGCCUAAACAACCUGCCUUUCACGGAGCCUAUGCUUUCUGUCUGGGCUGAGUUGGUGAACCUUGCUGGA